This is a messenger RNA of Tachysurus fulvidraco (yellow catfish), 7472 nucleotides long. It is a transcript of the gene mpripb, whose product is annotated as myosin phosphatase Rho interacting protein. The coding region runs from base 838 to 6585 and encodes 1915 amino acids. Gene Ontology annotation, biological process: actin filament organization. The record is from RefSeq and is a predicted model, not a curated record. NCBI's taxonomy places the organism in Eukaryota, Metazoa, Chordata, Actinopteri, Siluriformes, Bagridae. Gene Ontology annotation, cellular component: actin cytoskeleton. The transcript has 24 exons. Gene Ontology annotation, molecular function: actin filament binding.
CUCCCUCCCCUCCCUCCAUAGGGAGCGACCUCCUCUCCAACCCUAAAGAGGGAGAAACACAAGCAGUCACGUCGCCUGUUUAGCCGUGGGAAUAAAACAACACGACGGAGUUAGGCGGUCAGGCGUCUGUUAGAUCAUGAGGUUAUGUUGAGACCGUAGCGUUAGCUGGAAAACAUGCGGUUACGGCGGCGAUUUAAACGGCAUCAUGAGGGACUGGGAGCCGGGGUUCGCCCAUUACAGUGCUAGGAGCCGUUAGCUUAGCUAAGCGGAGCUAGCUAGCGAAGGAGCGGCGGACUAGCGGCUAAACUUCGGAGCUAGAAAGGAGAAUUUGCGGUUGUUUCAAAGUCUACCUCAACACUCGUCGUUACAGAGUGGGAUUUAUUGCUCUAAACCCAGACACGAUAUCGUUAUCUUCAGCUGAUGGUUGAACACGCGAAAGUAUAUUUAGUAACCGUUGUGUUUGCUGCUCGCUCAGUAGCUAACGGUAUCGAUCAGAGCAGCUUGUUAAUCAUUCGGGGUCGGCUUUGUGUUCCCAGGCCAUGGACUAAACAGCCUUCUUUAAGAAAAAAGGUAGCUUGCGGUCUGGCCUUGGGUUAAAAAAAAGCUGUUUAUACGCCCUGAUUUUUUGUUUUUUGGACUGGAAUAUAAGGAAGAAAUAAAUAAAUAAACCGCUCUGCUGGAUCAAGUGCUUCGGGAUCAUGAUUUGGAUGCUCGGCUGUGUCCCAAAUCGGAUGUGAAGGGAGGAGGAAAAAAACGAACGGAUUCUUCUUCUUUUCUACUUUCUCGAGUUCGGGACGUUGGUUUAGAUAAGCUGUAAAAAAUAUAUAUUUGUAUAUAAUGUCUACUGCGAAAGAAAACCCUUGUAGGAAAUUCCAGGCGAAUAUUUUUAACAAAAGCAAAUGUCAGAAUUGCUUCAAGCCGCGGGAGCUGCAUCUGCUGACCGACCCAGACCUCAACCAGGCUAAACCGAUCUAUGGAGGCUGGCUGUGCUUGGCUCCAGAGGGAACGGAUUUUGACAAUCCGAUGCACAGAUCUCGGAAAUGGCAGCGGCGCUUUUUCGUCCUCUACGAACACGGCUGCUUGCGCUUCGCUCUGGAUGAAUCGCCAAGCACAUUACCGCAAGGAACUGUCAACAUGAACCUGUGCACAGAUGUGAUAGAUGCCGAACCUAAGACCGGACAGAAGAACGCGCUGUGUAUAAUCACACCUGAACAGGAGUACUACAUUCGGGGGGACAACAAAGAAAUUAUCAAUGGGUGGAGCGAGCAGCUAGUUGUUUAUCCAAGGACCAACAAACAAAAUCAAAAGAAGAAGCGUAAGGUGGAGCCAACAACAUCUCAGGAGCCUGGUCCAGCCAAGGUAGCUGUAACUGGCUCGGGUAUCCCUGAGGCGGAGAAGGUACCAGACUCCAGCUCCAUCAUAUGGCAGGAGGAGCUGCAGAGCAGAGAAGCCGAGGUGUCUCAGGCAUGGUCCUCAACAGACAUGACACCCCAGGGCUCACUGCUGACCCCUGCAGCAGAGGAAGCAUCUGUGAGUCGCAGUUUGGACCUGGGCUCUUUUAAUGGAGAUGAGGUGGACCGCUGUACAUUCUCCUUUCCCCCAUGUCUUUCCCAGCCCCCGCAGGACCUGGUUUCACCGACAGCAGGCUUGCUGGGCGGCAUUCCACGUUGUCCUUCGCCCGCACACAGUGAACCCUUCCCCUCAGGCAGCAGUCUGCUGUCUAAUGGCUCGCACAUCAGCGGCUCCAUCAGUUCGCUGGACUCGGACGCCAGCACAGACAGCCACGUGCCUCUCCGAGGACGCAGUAGGCCCGAGAAACGUAGAGAGAGACAAGACCGAGAAGCUGUAUUCAGCCCAGAGAGAAGUGGCCGCUCGAACGUGAUCGAGAAGCUCGAAGCGCUGGAGCUGGAGAACGCGGAGAGGAUGGAGGUCGAAGAGACGGUACGCGGCGAGGCCAGACAGGGCCGCAGCGAAAUGAGACGUUUCAACAGACAGAAGCUUGAUUCCGGACAGGGUCUGGACUUCCACCACACCACUAUUCCUCCACUGAGAAGAGCCAAGUCACUGGACCGCAGGACAACAGAGUCAGUCAUGACUCCAGACUUGCUGAAUUUCAAGAAAGGCUGGAUGGUGAAGCUUGACGAACAAGGGCAGUGGAAGAAGUAUUGGUUUGUACUGACGGACCACAGCCUGAGGUAUUAUAAGGAUUCGAUUGCCGAAGAGGCGUCAGAUCUAGAUGGUGAAAUUGACCUCAGCACAUGCUAUAAUGUUACAGAGUACCAAGCUCAGCGCAACUAUGGCUUCCAAAUUCAUACCCAGGAGGGACUGCACACCCUCUCAGCCAUGACAGCAGGAAUACGCCGCAAUUGGAUCCAAGCUGUCAUGAAAAAUGUUCGACCUUCCACAGCACCUGAUGUUGCAAGUCUGACAGAUGAACAUGGAUCCUUUGGCCCCUUGGAGAAUCUUACGCGGCCAGAUAUUACUCAAGACUCUCCGUCCUCCGAAGCCUCAUCUGCGGAACGUGAGCCCAGAAAGAGCCGCGCACGUGAGCGGCGGCGUGAAGGACGAUCCAAAACGUUCGACUGGGCCGAGUUCAGGCCCAUCGCGCAGGCCCUGGCUCAGCAGAGAGCCCAUGAAGCUGAUGUGCUUCAGGCUCAGCUUAGCGACAGUGAACGCAACAAGAGGAGGGAGGAGAGACGGAGGAGGUAUGAGUGUGUGACUGGCAGCUUGAUCUUUGAGCCAUGUCCGCCUGACACCAGCAGAGCGGACCCGGAGAGCACCCACACGGUUGUGGGUAGCGUCUGUCCGCCCUCGCCGGAGCGUCAGCAGAAAGUGGAAGAUGAAAUCGAGCGGCGCUGGCAGCAGGUGGAGAAAACUCCAAUCCGAGAGGAGAGGAGAGUAGCACUGUCCUCGCCACUGAGGACCAGAGAGACGACUGACCUCGAAAAACUACUAGAGAGCUACAAAAAGGGGGUAGAAGAUCUGAAAGCACAGUUAGACACAUGCCACCAGCAUCUGGCGGAUUCUAACCAGCACAAGCUGGAGCUCGAGAACCAGCUCAAAGCUGCUCUGGACCGAGAGAAUCAGAUCCGCUCUGGCUACAUCUCACCGCUGGAGUCACCUUUGAGUCUUGAGACAAAGACCCAGAUGAAGAAGCCAGAACUGGUUAGUUCUCAAGCUCAGAGCUUAACAAAGAAGUACCAGGAAACCAAAGAGCUUCUCCAGCUGCAAGAACUGAAAAAGCGCAACAUGCAGGCACAGCUUGGCCUUUCACUUUCACACUUGUGCACCAAGGAACCAUACCUUUCUGACACCAAAACACCAUCCACCUCUGAGAUCCUUUCUUCUAGUCUUGUUACGAAAUCUGUCACCUUUGUUCUUCUGGAUAACGAGUGCAAGAUAAGAGAGCUUGAGGAUUUGAUAGAUUGUAGUAAACCGUUGUCGGUUAAGGAGUUGAUCAAACUGCUGCACUGUCACACUGAUCCAGUGCUGCACAGUUUCCCUCCAGACGCAAAUGAACAUGAUCAAUCGAGCGACCUAAUGAAGUGUCAAAAACUUUUGGAAAGUCUUAAAACUCAGCAGGAAAUGAAGAACGAGACCAUGAGGAUGAGUCUGGCCAAAGCCGGGGACAGCAUUCGAGAUUAUGAGGCUCGAAUUAUCACAAUGGAAGACAUGUUAGGAAGGGUCCAGAAAGCUCCCUGUAUAUCUCCUUGUCAACAGGACGACUCAGCGCAGAUGAUGAACCGUGGUCUGUGUCAGAGGGUUGAGCUGCUAACAAGUGAAAAUGAAGCACUGAACCAGCAAUAUCAGGAAAUCGUCAACCAGCUGAGAGAGGCAGACCGAGAAAUAGACAGACUAAAAGCAGAGCUUCACAGACUUCAAAGUGGCCAACAGUAUCAGCAAAGCAGAGAGAAUCAGGAUGUGAUUGAGCCAGGAGACAAAGAAGCUGUUAAGAAUUUGUACGAGCAGGAACUCCUUGACAAAUCUCAGAAGCUUGAGGAGGCACUAAUCAAGUUGGAGGUACUUGGGAAUAGUUUGAAAGACACAGAAAAGAAGCUGCAGCUCAAAGAGGCUACUCUAAAAGGUCUCGGGUUUCAGGUGCCCGAAAAUGAAAAUGAUGACGAGUCAACAGAGUCUGAGAAAGACCACCUUAGGCAUCAUCUAGAAAUAAUCGAGUCGAAGCUUUCUGAAAAGGAGAAGUUGCUUCAAUCUGUGGAACAAAUGUGCAAAGAGCUUCAAGCACAGAAAAUGGAACUCCAGACAGAAAAGCAAGAAGCUGAACAGGCUUUUAACCAAGCACUUUCAGAGGCUAAAGAGGACAUUAGAAUGUUGAAAGAGAGAGCUGUGGAGGAGGGGAUGUCUGAUAACGAAGGCAGAGUCGACAGUAAGUGCCGAGAGUUGAUGAAGAGCGAUAGUGUGAUGGAGGAAGUGUUGGAAGGUUUCAAGAGGAGGUCUGAUGCUCUUAAUCAAGUGUUAGCUUUGUUGAUGAAGUCCAGUGAGGACGAGUUUGAUGGAUCGAGCAUUGACUUUGAAGAAGGUAAAGUGGGAAGGAAUUUGACAGGAAGGAUGAUAGCGUUGUUUGAGUGUGAGAUUUUGGGUAGAGUUUUAAGUGGCAUUGAGAAAAGUCAAGUGGGUAAAGGAGAUGGUGAAAAAGCAUUUGUCGUUAAAAAUAUAGCAGAACGAAUGCUAACAGAAAAUAAAAUCUUGUUUUCUGUGACCAAAACCAUUGAGAGCAUGGUAAACACCGAAGGUGCAGAGAUGCAGACUGAUAAAGAUGCAGUAGGAGAUAAGAAGGUUAAUGACGUCAUUAUGAAACAGCUUGUUGAAAACUUACAAAGUAAAGUAGCCCUGUUAAAUAAGAUCGCUUCAGCUGUUAGUGAACCUGCAAAUGAACAGUUCAAGUCUUUGGUUUUAACGCUGUCUAGUUGUGGCCGUCAGGCACAGUGGUCUCUGUGUGUUCGAGAUGCCUUAUUGGAUGUAACUCGCACAUAUCUCCUAAUACGGCACAGAUUCCAAACCGAGUAUGAAAGGCACUCGGAAGUCGAAGGUCCAACAGCUGAUUGUGCUUCUUGUUCUCAGUUAAGAGAGCAAAACCUAGAGCUUCAAUUAAAGCUUGAACAACUGUCGAGCACCCAAAACCCUGUCGCCGAUGACUCCAAGCCAGUGACAUACAUCCACAUAGAGGGUGAACCGAUCGAUUCGUUGGACAAGGCCAUUCAGUUACAAGACAUGGUGGCAAAACACAAAAAGGAGCUUCGAGAAGUGAGGGAGGCCUAUGAGCGAGAAGCGGUCAAUCUGAAAGAGGAAGUGUCCAAGAGCGAGGAAACACUGCGACUGAGAUCUGAAGAGAACGUUAAAGAGAUUGACUCCUUGACUGUAUGCAUGGAGAAUCUACAGAAGAAGAAUGAGGUGGAGCGCAACAUGUUGGUGGAGCAUUUUAACCAGGAAUUGGCCGAGCUUAAUGAUGUGAUAGGGUCUCUUGGAGCAGACGUUCCAGAUGAUGGCCAGCUAAACGCUGCUUCCCUCAAACGGCGCAUUCAGAAGCUAGUGGUGCAGGUGACCGAAGAGACCAGGCAGCGAGAUCGAGAGGAGGAUACAAGGUUACUGCGUCUGAAAUACGAGAAAGACCUGGAAAACCUAAAGGCUACAUGUGAGCGAGGCUUUGCUGCCAUGGAGGAGUCACAUCAGAAGGUAAUAGACGAGCUGCAGAGGAAACACCAGCGGGAACUGGAGAACCUGCAGGAGGAGAAGGAGAGACUGUUGGCCGAGGAGACGGCAGCCACCAUUGCGGCUAUCGAAGCUAUGAAGAAUGCACAUCGGACUGAGCUGGAGAAAGAAUUGGACAAAGCAAGGAAAUCUAAUAGUAACACUGAAAAUGCAGACAUUGAGGAAAUUCGCCUACAACACGAGGAGGAGCUGCUGUCAUUUCAUAGGGAAAUCGAAGUGCUGUCUGAGCAGUACUCGCAGAAAUGUCUGGAAAACGCUCACCUUGCACAGGCACUGGAGGCUGAGAGGCAGGCCCUGCGUCAGUGCCAGAGAGAGAACCAGGAGCUUAAUGCGCACAACCAGGAGCUGAAUAACCGUCUGGCUGCUGAGAUAACAAAAAUGAGAUCAAUGACCAGUGAAGAAGGCGAAUCUGGACCAGUCAUUCAGGGGAAAGAGCUAUACGAACUAGAGGUCAUGCUGAGGGUGAAGGAAUCGGAAGUGCAGUAUCUAAAGCAGGAGAUCAACUCAUUAAAAGAUGAACUACAAGCUGCCCAAAGAGAUAAAAAGUAUGCGACCGAAAAGUACAAGGACAUCUACACAGAGCUGAGCAUCGUGAAGGCCAAGGCCGAGCGAGAUCUGGGGCGGCUUCGGGAGCAGUUACAGUUAGCCCAUGAGGCAUUGGGAGAGCCCACGCCAGAGGAGGUGCAACGGGGAGGAUAUGAUAUCAUGAAAUCAAAGAGCAACCCAGACAUCCUGAAGAUGGCUGCCGCGGCUGCAAAACGCUCCGAGCGUACCAUGAGAUCAAAGAGUCUUAAGGAAGGCUUAACAGCUGAGCAAAGACUCCACUUGUUUGACAACAAGGACACAAAGGAGUUCUGAAACUUGACGCCUCAGCCUGGCUUUGCUGCAUGUUAUAGAGGUCCACCAUAUUUUAUCCCAGUAAUUAAUCACUUAGAAACACACUGGUCACGGCACACAGCAUAUUAUAAACGUGGUAUGAAGUUUGAAUUUUAUGUCUGUAGUCUGCGUUUUGUGCACUUCAGUUACUGUGACUUUUUUUUUUCUUUUUUAAAUCAUGUCUUAAUGUAAAUAGUUGUUUUUAAUGAAGCAUCUAUCAUUCAUAACACUAAACAUGACUGUGUCAGCUACUGUUUUAACUCUAGUAUGUGUGAAUAGCCAAAGGAUGGAGAAAUAUGUAAUGACUCUAAUUACACUUCCUUAAUAAAGAGUAGAAACAAUCAUACCUGCAGAUGUGCUUAUUAUGGUAGAUUAUGGUUAUGCACAUCACAUAUGUCCCUCCAGCUUCCUGUCGAUUCUGAUGAAAUCGGAUGGCUGGCAAAGUGAAAAGGAAACACUACUUGAUCCCUGGAAGUGUUGGUUUGUACAUGGAGAUUACUGAAUGUUGCUGAAUGUGGACCAGUUAAAAGCAUGGUGUUUGUAUCUUGAGGGCUUUUUUUCCUAGUGUAAAAUAUAUAAACAGAUUUCUAUAGAGGGCUUCUUUAUGUAAUCAUGAUGGUCAAUCCACUGAUUGGGAGGUUUUUUUCUUUUCUUUUCUUUUUUUUUUUUUAAAUUUCAUUUCCUCUUGCCCUUCAAGUUGAUAAUGUCUGUAGUGAUGUCCAGUCACAGUCUCUUGUAUUUAUUUAAAUGUCAUAUUUGUUUUUUUUUUGCUCACAAUUUCAUUCCUCUAUACAAUGCUAUUGUAAAUAUACCACAAAUGUACACCGACUGACAGCAGGUUUAUUAGCAAUAAAUAUUUUUGCACCCUG